Messenger RNA from Lates calcarifer (barramundi perch), 842 nucleotides. RefSeq names its product gamma-crystallin N-B. Gene Ontology annotation, molecular function: structural constituent of eye lens. Gene Ontology annotation, biological process: lens development in camera-type eye; visual perception. The coding region runs from base 211 to 762 and encodes 183 amino acids. NCBI's taxonomy places the organism in Eukaryota, Metazoa, Chordata, Actinopteri, Centropomidae. The transcript has 5 exons. The record is from RefSeq and is a predicted model, not a curated record.
AGCAGAAUCAGCAGACACAUCAGGAUGAAGGGAAAGCGUCGAGGCAGCAGAAACCUUUAAAGCCUCGCCUUUUGUCCGCCGGGUCCAGACCUCGCCCCUCGCUCGCCCCUCGCUCGCCCCCCUGCCGUAUAUAUUGGGGUGUCCAACUUUUUCUCUGUUACACUGUGUGUGUGGUUGUGGGCCAGGUUGGACGACAUCCAGUGGGCUAAAAUGUCGCAGUACUCUGGAAAGAUUACCUUCUAUGAGGGGAAGUGCUUCACCGGCAGGAAGCUGGAGGUCAGAGGAGACUGUGAUAACUUCCAGGACCGCGGCUUCAUGAACAGGGUGAACUCCAUCCGUGUGGAGAGCGGAGCCUGGAUCUGCUACGACCACCCUGACUUUAAGGGCCAGCAGUACAUCCUGGAGCACGGAGAGUACCCAGAGUUUCAGAGGUGGAACUCCCACAACGACCACAUGGGAUCCUGCAAGCCCAUCCGCAUGCACGGAGAGCACUACCGCAUCGAGCUGUUCGAGGGCUGUAACUUCUCCGGUCAGUGUGUGGACAUCUGCGACGACUGUCCCUUCCUGCAGAGCCGCGGAUUCUCCAAGAACUGCAUCAACUCGGUCAAGGUCUACGGAGACGGAGCCUGGGUGAUGUACGAGGAGCCAAACUUCCGUGGCCGCAUGUACAUCGUGGAGCGUGGAGACUACUGCAGCCAUAACGAGUGGCAGGCCCAGAACCCCAACAUCCAGUCCAUCCGCAGAGUCGUCAACUACUUCUAAACCCCCAGCUCUGACCUCUGACCUCUGACCCCAAACUCCUGUGACUCUUACCACUGCUGUAAUCAUGUACAAUAAAUAAA